GGCUUCUAGAAAGUGCUAGAUUCUCCCUUCCAGUGUCACCAGCUGGGAGAGAGACUGCGAGUGGGGGCGGGCUGAAGUUGCGGAGUCUUGAGCUGGCGACACGCAGAGGUUCGGGGAGGAGCGAGAGCAGGAAGGAGGAGGCACGAGGGAAGAAAGGAAAGAUCGCGAAGAGAGGUGAAGAGGAGAGGAGAGAAGACCUGGGGCUCAGCUGUACCUAGGAGCCAAGGCUUGCUUAAAGGAGGAAACUGGGUCCUACAGGGUCCAGCCCACCAACACUGAGUUAUCGGGUUGAGGAGGAUUCAAAACACUCACCAGGAAUCCCAGAAAGGACCACGUCAUCAUGGCCUCAGUGUCCACUCAUGAAAACCAAGAGAAAAGCCCCCACCUGCCACCACUGGGCAAACAGAGCCUGUUGUUUUGCCCAAAAUCAAAACUUCACAUCCACAGAGGAGAGAUCGCCAAGAUUAUCCGGGAGUGUCAAGAAGAAAGUUUCUGGAAGAGAGCUCUGCCUUUUUCUCUUGUAAGCAUGCUCGUCACCCAGGGACUUGUCCACCAAGGUUAUUUAGCUGCUAAUCCAAGAUUUGGAUCAUUGCCUAAAGUUGCACUGGCUGGUCUGUUGGGAUUUGGCCUCGGGAAAGCUUCCUAUAUAAGAGUGUGCCAGAGCAAAUUCCAUUUAUUUGAAGAUCAGCUCCGUGGUGCUGGAUUUGGUCCCGAGCAUAACAGGCACUGUCUGCUUACCUGUGAGGACUGCAAAACCAGGCGUGGCUUAAGUGAGAAAGUGUCACAGCCUCCCGCUUCGUAAACCGUGUCUGUGGUUUUCAGUGAUUUUUAAGCCUCUGAGUUUGUACACGUUUAAACUUUCAUGUGUACUUUAAAACAAUACACUUCCGUUGAAACAGAAA
Messenger RNA from Meriones unguiculatus (Mongolian gerbil), 902 nucleotides. It is a transcript of the gene Ociad2, whose product is annotated as OCIA domain containing 2. Gene Ontology annotation, cellular component: mitochondrial inner membrane. The transcript is spliced from 8 exons. Lineage: Eukaryota; Metazoa; Chordata; Mammalia; Rodentia; Muridae. Bases 341 to 802 code for a protein of 153 amino acids. The record is from RefSeq and is a predicted model, not a curated record.